AUGAGUACCUUAAGUAGUUACUUUGUGCCACUGAGUCAAAAAAGGAAGGCUGAAGAAGCAGCAGAAAUUGUUGAAUCAACUUCUGAUCCUUUCAAACAUUGCAAAACUAACACCGAAGAUACAUGUGGUCAAGAGGAUGGAAGUUCAGGCAAAGAUUGGCCCGAAUGUUGGACACUAUUGCAGAAAAAUGACUUCUGUCAGAGAAAUGAGUGGCUCUUUGUCAACAAUAAAAGGUUGGGCUGCAAAGUGUGCCGAGAUGUCGGAAGCCUUCCUGUCGAAAAACGGAUGGGAAUGAAAAUUUCAGUAGAGUGGGCCAAUUGUAAAAUUAGUCAUUUUGGAGAGUCUCGAAAACAACAGUUAAUGUCUUUAAGAAAAAAGAUUUUCGAACACAAGGAAAGUGGAGCUCACAAAGCAGCAGAAAGGAUAAAAUCUGAGUCUAAAAAUGAAAAGUUAGAUAAAGUCAUCUUAAACACAACAAAAGUGUUUCGAACCGCUUACAAAGUUGCAAAGAAAAAUCAAGCAUUUAACAACUUUGAAGAUGAAAUAAAUUUACAGGAACUUAAUGGCCUAGACAUGGGAUAUACCUUUCACUCUACAAAUGCCUGCAUUAAUAUUUUAAACCAUAUUGCAGAUGAAAUGAGAAAAACAUUAAUAAGCAACAUAGUGAACUCUAAGAACAAAAUGUCCUUAAUUAUUGAUGAAUCGACAACAGUGAAUAACAAAAUAACUUUGAUUGUUAGUAUUCGCGUAGUUCUUCCCAAACAUUCAACUCCAGUAAGUCUUUUCCUAGAUUUGAUUGAGUUACAAGAUACAACAGCAAGAGGAAUUUUAAGCUCAUUAAUCUGUCAUCUUGAGUCCCUAGGAAUCUCAGAAGAUUAUUUAAAGGAGUAUUUAUUGUCUGUCACUUGUGAUGGUGCUGCAGUGUUGUUUGGCGCACAUGGUGGUGUAAAAAGGUUAAUAAAAGAAAAAUUUCCGAGUGUUAUCUUCUGGCGUUGUGCUAACCAUCGUCUGGAAUUGUCUGUCAGUGAUACAGUCAACAAAGUGGUUGGAGUUAAUCACUUUAAGAAUUUUAUGGACAAACUCUAUGUGACUUACCACGCUUCACCCGAGAAUGCUAGGGAAUUGGAGGAAUGUGCAGCAACUCUAGAACUUCAGCUUCUGAAAAUUGGAAGAAUUUUAAGCACUCGCUGGGUUGCUUCUAGCUUUUGCACAGUUUUCGCAGUUUGGCAAGAUUAUGAAGCACUGGUUUAUCACUUUCAGGAGGCAAAAGAAGACAGGAGAAGAAGCAAAACAGAUCGCUGUCUUUAUGAGGGUCUUUUACGGACAAUAACAUCAUGUGAAUUUGUUCUUGAUUUGGGUCUUAUGUGUGAUGCUCUCCAAGUUCUCAGUGAACUAAGCUUGGAUUUACAAGAGCGAAAUAUUGAUUUGUUUACAGCAGACAGGAAGAUAAAGAACACAGUUCAACUUUUUGAAGAACGAAUUGAAAAUCCUGGUCCAUACUAUAAUAUUGCUCUUCAAAGUCAGAAGACUAUGAAGUUCAAAGGGAGUGAGCUCCACAAAAAUGAAAAACUUACCCCUACAAUAAGUUCACCUGCUUUCUAUGAAAGUCUGAAAGAAACUGUUAGAAAGUGUAUACUUGAAGGAGAUGAUGCUGAUUUGCCUGAAUGUGCCAAGGUCUUAGAUUCCAAAUAUUGGCCAGAAAAUCCUGGAAAGCAGUUAACCUUUGGUGAAACUGAAAUUAGAAAACUAGCACAAAAGUUUUGCUUAAAUGAAAAGGAAACAAUUCUUGGCUUCCAUGAAUAUCUUGAAGAAAAUGAAGUCCCGGACAAAUUACUUCCUCUAAUGCACGCUUUAAGCACAAUUGCAGUAUCUUCGACUGAAUGUGAAAGAGGAUUAUCUCAGAUGAAUCUUACAGUAACUUCAUCAAGAUCAUCUCUGGUUAUUCGGACAGUUUCUUCUCUGAUGUUCAUCAGGAUGGUAGGACCACCUCUUACUCAAUUCAAUCCUACAAAAUAUGUUGAAUCAUGGCUGCUACAAGGACAUCAUCAUGCAGUUGAUACAAAAAGCAGGAAGCGAUCUAGAGAAGAUGAGGGUACAUCGGAGGAUGUACCAAAAGUGUGGCACUUACUCUAGCAACUUCAUGGUGAGUACCGGCAUCAUUUUUUUCUCCAAAAAAGAAAAGAAAAAAAGCACUGAUGAAAACCAUCAGUGCAAGUGAUUUUCUGGGCCUGCUUUUGUUCUAGUUCGGUGACAUGAUUUAGUUCAAUUUCAUCACCUGUAACAAUUCAUACAUUUUACAACUUAUUCCACAAAAUGCACUUCUGCUGGAAAAUUGACACUUCAGAUUUCCUCUCCCUCUUUUUAUUUAGGUCCUGUUUGCCUUUCUGUCAUCAGAAACAGUAGCAAUGUUCAUUACAGAGGUGGGUCCUGCUUGGAAAUGUUUUAGAGUUACGCUCCAUAUACUAAAUUUAUGAUAACCUGUUUUUUUUAAAAAGCUUUCAAAAUGAAGUCUUCAACUAAUGCCAGUAGAGUUGACACAGGAAUAGGUCACGAUGGAAACCAGGGAUGUGAAACCUGUGGACCUCCUGAGUUGGUGGACUCCGAUUUCUGAGUCGUAGCCAGCUUGGCUGAAGUCUUCCAGCAUUUGGAGGGCCAGAGGUUCUCUAUCCCUGUGUAACUGUGCUCCUUAGGAAGAAAGGAAGCUAGCUUAUAUUGUCAUAUCAGUGGUCCAUCUAACUUACCAUUGCCUACACUGACUGGCAACCUUCCAGGGUUUUUGGCAGGGAACAUUCCCAGCGCUACCUGGAGAUGUUGGGGAAUUGAAGCUGUGACCUUCUGCAUGCAAAGCAUAUGCUCUAUCACUACAGCCCUUUCCCUUACCCCUCCAAGCACUGUGCCCAGACCCCACAAAAUGUUUCAGCAAGACAGUGUAACCCACAAGAGAUGUGGUAUUGAUUGGCAACUGGAGAUGCAUUUUACACUGUGAUGAGUGCCUAACAGAUUAUCAGCAUGCCUCACUGAUGUAAAUGGCCUUGGGAACUAAGGCACUUGGAUAAUAAGACGUUUGAAUCAAUUGGAAUAUUACUUACUGAGAGGUUCACUAAUAAGCUGCUGCAUUCACAGCCAACACAAUUAAGGGAUUUCAGUAGUCAAACUUCUUACAAUAGGAGUUUUAGCCCAUUAUUUUCCUUUUCUGCCUAAGCUUUGGAUCCUGAAGAUAUGCAAGGCCAGCAUACAUUAAGCAACAGAAUGUGUGUGACCUUCCAUUAUGAAAAUGCUGUUUGUUUUCUGCUAAUUAUGCUUAAAAAAUGAGAUAGAGUGGGAGUGAGAUGGCAGUGACAUUGGAUUGGCAUAAAUUAGUUUAUUACAGUAGAAUAGUGGGCGAAGGGGGGAAUGACACCCUAGAGAUUACUUGAACUCAUACAUUUCUGCUGCCAAAGUUUACAGGCCUGUAAAUUUAAAUGUAGAAUUUUUGUAGGCAGAAUGCAUUGACAAAUAUGCCUAAUGGUAAUACAUCUAGUUCUGAGCCUCAGAACAGGUCAAUAAUAAUGCUUAUAUUGAUAGCAGCAAUGUAGGAGAUGUUAUUUGGUAUUAAAGCUAAAAUCCAUGUUAUCCCCUUAAUCAUAAUUACAUUAAUAUUGACAGGCCCUUGACAAUACCCACUUUACUAUUGAUAGAUUUCUGUCAAUAAUGCAUUUCUAAAUAAAAUAUAUUCAUUCAUAAUUUGUACAAUACUCAGUAAGCAAUGCUAAAGUAUAUCAGGAGAAAUACCUAUUUUAUUGGUGAUAUACAGCAAAUUGUUUUCUUACAGUGCAUGUUUUGCAAGAGGGAUUCCUGAAUUUAGUUAAAUAAAAAUGAGCAAUGUAUUACGUUAUUUAGAAGAGCUGUUGGACAGAAACAUGACAUGCGGUUUACUUUUGGAAAGGAAAGCCUUGUGACAUUACAAGGAAAAGCUGGUCAGAAACAUCUCAAAUACAUUUAAAACCUGGACCACGUCAUCUUUAAAAUAUUAUUUUAAAGUAUAUACACUGAUAUUUGGCAAUAUUUCUCCCCCCUCAAGAAUUCUUUUUUUCUUUGCUUGAUCACACUCUUCACAGAGCAUUGUUACUGAUAAUAUUUUUAAAGGUUUCCAUUUGGAGCCUUAUAGUUAUCAGUGAUUUGACUAAGACAGUGGAAAGGAGUUUCUAGAGGCUUUGUACUUUCAUAGUAUAUCUCUCAGCUUCAUAGGGCAAAAUAUAAUUAAAAUUGGUGUGGUGCUGUUUGUAAGAGUGUGAGUUGUGGGUCAGGAAGUUGCUGAUUCAGAUCUCAUCUCUGCCACAAACUCUCUGGGACUAGCUGACCUUAAGCAAGCCUCUCUAUUAUCUUAGCCUCAAGCCCAUGGCAGUGGAGGAGAUAUACUGACUGUAUCUAACUUUUCGCUAUCUCCUCUUUAAGCCCUGAGAUGUUCUAGGACAAUGAGUUUCUAAACUUGCUUCAUCCAGGAAUGUACAUUCCUGCCAAGGAAUGUAUUACAGGGCAGAUUUGGGGGGAGGUUCCAAGUCUUACGCUCCGUUCUUUGGAGUGCCAGCCAAUUUGUUUAUCUUAUUUAAAGCAUGUUUAUGCCACUUUUCAUCCAAAAAGCUUCCAAGACAGUUAAAAAAAAAAUACAAUUACCGGUACAUAAGUGUUGUGGGUUUUUUUUAAGGCCACUAAAACUCUUCAGCUUAUUAAAAGGUCUAAUGAUGGUUGACCAACUGAUUUUAAGAGAAAUUUGUCUAUCGUGACUGAUCUUGUCUGGGAGGAUGCCUGGAACACAGACAACCCCCUUUCUAGAAGCAUUUUGAACAGAAUUCAGUACAGUAGGCCUGCAACAUAGGUGGGGGUUACAUUCUAGGGAUCGCACCUAAAGCCAACAUUGUGUAUAGAUUGGAACCUCUACUCACAACCAAAAUCCGUUCUAGAGGACCAUUCUUAUGGUGAAAUGGGUCUCUGGGAGAGGCACCAUUGUGCGCAGGCGUGGGUAGCGAUUGCCUGCUUUUGCGCAGGCACGAACGGCGAUUGCCACUUCUGCACAGGCGCAAACCCGCCUGUUACUUCCGGGUUUGCUGUGUUCGCAACUUGGAACAUCUGCAAGUGGAGGCAGUUGUAAGUAGAGAUUCUACUGUAGUCGCAACUCAUUGGGUUCAAUGGCAGGUAGGAUUGCCACAAUUGUUUUUCCUAGAACUCCACUCCUUUUCUGCACCCUUCUUUUAAGAAAAUUGCCAUGCGCGUGAAGAUGAAUGCACACAAGUUGUGGGCUUAUUGUAUAUAGUCUCUGUAUACUUCACAGUAGCAACUCACUUAAAGAUUAUAUAAAUAAUUUUGAUAAGCAGAACCAGGGAGGUAUGUCUGUAUAGACAAAAUGUUUCCGUCAUGCCUCCUCUAGGAAAUCUUAGAAUUGAGUUAUGGGUUGCUUUUUUCCCUCUGGUCACAUUCCCGUUUUACUAUAUUUCCCCUCCCUCUUUAAAACCUAUUUUAUUACAUAAUCUUUACUUUGAGAGGCUGCACAGAAUCUCCAUUGUAUUAUGGAAAAUUAGCCACACCUAGAAAACUAUAGCAUAUUUAUAGCAAAAGCAAUUGUGUAACCAUAAGGCAUGUUAGUGUUAGAAAUAUGCAAUGUGUUGUUUGAAUUAGGGAUGUAGAUACGUUACAACUUUCACAUCUGUAUACCGUUUUUAAUAAUCUGCAGCCUUAUCACAUAUAUUGGCGGCCAUUGUGUCAUGGGCGUCGGCAGAAAUAAACAUGGAGGCGCAAGGUCUAUGAUUUGUAACUACAAAUUGUUGAAUGGAAUAUUAUCAAUCUUCAUAUGACUGAACCCCACACAUCAUUAUAUGGUGCUGAAGAGAAGCAACAAGAAACCGUGGUGGUGUACUGUAUUGUUUGGGAUUACACAUUUCAAAACUAACUGCUAACAAAUUGCUUUAUUUGUCCAUUUAACAAUAACAGAGUUAAGGCAGGAGAAAGACACACAGCUUCAAAUUUUCCUUGAACAACAAUACUGUAGGAUUCUAAACCAAAUUAAAAACCUCUAAGGCUGAAUUUCACACCUUUUACACAGAAUCUGCCUUGGGUGUAGUGAACAACAGACAUAAGGUCUGAAACUAGUCAGAAUUUUUAUUUUAUUUUUUUGUUAAUGCUUGCCUGUCUAUAACAUAAAGGAAAAUAUAAUACAAAGUGGAUCAUCGUUCAAACAAAAACUGGAGCCUCUGAGAGUCUUGGCCAAAACAAUCAAUCAUUUCUUUUAUAAAUUUCUCCUUGGGAUAGGUCUUCAACUUUUCUCCAUGGUCACUCCACAAACACAAGCCAGACGAUCGAUCUUCACUCAUUGUGGUACAUCGCCAUUUCUUCACCCUGCACAGAGUGCUAAAGGAUCAGUCAUAACUGCAUGUUAUAACUGGAAGGGAAAGUGCUGUAUGGAUGGCCAUUAAAAUAGCAAGGAAUUGUUUAGUAUGGUUCAGUAGUUUAAAGACUUGUGUUGCAUAUUUCACACAAUGAUUCAUCCCCAACAGUUUCAGUUUGUAAAGAUCCUGAAGGAAACUGACAUGAGUUUUAAAGUAUUUCCCCGCCCCCCCAAAUGCUGUAUGUAUGACCUGCGAUCAUAGUCAUUUUAGCAAACUCUAGGUAGGUUAGUUCAUGGUUAUUGGUGAAGCUCAUCAUGAUGGGUUAUGCAGUGCAACCUAGUGACAGAAAAGUGUCCCAGUAUCUCAGGUAAUAAGCGAAUCCAGGUAGGAAAUAUAGAUGGACCAACGGUAGAACUCUUCUGUGGAUUGGUUGGGUUGAUCGGCACAGUUUUGCUGUUGUGUUGCUUCUCUAGGUGUUUUAAGUUUUACAUCAACUUCAUCUGCAAGUUUCUUGCACUUCUCUAUUGUUGUGCUAAAGGUCCCUUGUGUUUCCAGCAAUGCUUGUAUAUAUGCUUUCAUUCCAAUACAUCUAUCUUUAUAGAGCUCGGGGAAUGUAUGAAAGAAUAAAUGAAAGAAUGUUUGUUUAUGAUCACAAGACUGAAAAUAAAAGUCUGUGUUUGUGAUCCACACAGCAACUGGAAUGAAGUUGUCUUGAUGUUACAUGAUGUUGUGAGUUGCUGGACCAUACUUGUGUAAGUUUCUGCAGAUACACUCUUGAAUUUUGGAGUCCAUCAUGCUUCACACAACAUUGGUAUGUUGGGCAUUAGAUUUUGUCUUUGGAUGCUCUCACAGAAAAAAGGUUGGCUUCAAUUGUGCGUGCUGUAUUACACACAUAACACUGUUUAGAUCAUUUACAGUGAGAUGGACUCUAUGGGAUGUUCAGUGGACAAGGGUUGCCUAAGGAUAACUCGCCCUGCUUGAGCUCCACCUUCUUUUCCUGCCCUUGUAUCCUUCUCCAAGUAAUUUAUAGCAAUGUAGUGCAAAAUCAAAACAAGCAGAUAAAAUUGUGUUGGCUAUGCCUCCUGAUCUGAGAUUGAAGUGAACCCAGGGAAUUCCUCAUGAAUAGAUUCAUUGUUUUCCCAUUGUCAGAUUUUAGAUUGUAACCUCCUCAAGGCAGGGACUUCCUCUCUUGUACUUAACGUGCUGUGCAUAGUGAUGGUGCUCUGUGAAUAAUUGGAGCAGAAAAUUUAAUCAUACCAGUUCAAACAUUUAUAUAAGUUAAGCACACUGAUCUGCCACAUGUGGACCUAGCACCAUUUCUGGGAGAAGUCUUGAAUCUCUGAGGCAUCUUCACAUUUCAUAAAAGCAAUUGACUGGUUCAGUUCCAUUUAAGACCAUGAGGGAAUUAAUGAGACUGAUUGCCAACUGACAGCAGGAAGUUGUGCUUGUAUAGAAUGGAAAAACAGGAGGCAACUGCCUAAAAUGUACAGCCUCUAGUCCAGGCAUCCCCAAACUCAGCCCCCCAGGUGUUUUGGGGCUACAACUCCCAUCAUCCCUAGCUAACAGGACCAGUGGUCAGGGAUGAUGGUAAUUGUAGCCCCAAAACAUCUGGUGGGCCGAGUUUGGUGACGCCUGCUCUAGACAGUGCUGAAAGCCUGAGACCAAGGUAUUGCAAGGUCACCAGCUGCCCAUCACCAGAUGAAAAAUAAAUACACCACCUCAACUGACACAGGCUUGAACCAUCAUGAAAUCAGUAGAGUGCAGAACUCUGUCCAGAUUUCAAAGAAUCUAUUCCAGUGUUUAGCACAAUACUACCUAGCAAUUCUUCUGCCAUAGAUCCCUUGGUCCUCAAUGUAUGUUGCAGAAAACCCUGGGAUUCCCAACAGCUCCAGCAAGCAUUCCUCCAUCUCACUUGCAAAAGGACAUUCCCUUCAUGACCCCAUUGUCCCUGUCAGUGCUGCAGGGGAUCUUGGAGCGUGUACACAGGUCAUGCUGGCUGAUGGUGGCAUCCAGCAGAUCUGGCCAGUGCUCUGCAUGCUCCCUGCAAAAAAACACAAGCAACACCUGAUGCUUGCAAGGAAGCAGCUUUCGUCUGAAUGUUGGUUUUAGUUUAAAGGAAGCUAAAGUUCUCUAUUUAAGUACCUAAAGUUUGUCACAGUCUCUGCUACACUGUUAUGUAUAUUAAUUUGAUACGCUUACCCUUCUCUCAUGCAUGCUUUUCAUUCCUAUUCUUCCAUAUCAUUUUGUAUGGUAAGUGCUUAUGUGGCAACGAUUUCUUCAUUAUUUUACCCAUAUGUCUACUUAAUAUACCUAACUUCCACAUUUAAGGCAUGUUAACUAUUUUAACUGCAAUACAAUUCCUCCCUUUAGAAUUUCCUCUUAAUUUUUUCAUAUUUGAUAAUAACUUCAGCCAUAGGAAGUGCUGUGAUUUUCUUAGGGAACACUUGCAUCUAUGAAAUAGCCUUUUAAAAAGAGAGAGAGUUUUGAAUAAUCUUUUGCCUUUUUCCUAAAACCAAAUACUUAUCUUUCUGGGGAAGAGUGGAGAGUUGAGAGAAAAAUAUUUAAAAAUAAAAAAGUUAAUUGGUGUUUUUGUGUUCAGCCUAUUGCACCAUGCUUCGCAUUUAAUUAUAAAUUUAAUUGUUGAUUGCACAUUCUAAGCUUCAGUUGAAAGAUUAAUACCAACCAUAUAGGGUGAAAAUUAUAUGAGCAUUACUGUCGCUGAAUAUGUAUAUACAGUGUUUGUUCUUGGAGAACUAAUAGGAGAGGGUAGCAAACACAGGUUUCAAACCCCUGCUGGCCAUUGAAUGACCUUGGGGUAAGUUGCACUUUCCCAGCUUUGAAUUCUUGGGUGAUCUAGCUCACAAAGUUGUUAUUAACAUGAAAUACUUCCUCUAAAGCCUAAUAAAUUGUAAUUUAAAUUAAUAUGAUGAUGAUGAUCAUAAUAAUAUAUAUUUUUAAAUCUCUUCUUUUAUCAUAGAAAGCCACAUGUUGACAAUGGCAUCUGGCGAUGGCAAUCGCAAGGAAGUGACUCCUGUGCUCAGAAUAAGUCAGCUUGAUGCCCUCGAACUGAACAAAGCAUUGGAACAGCUGGUUUGGUCCCAGUUUACUCGCUGUUUUCAGGGAUUUAAACCCGGACUGUUGGCUCGCUUUGAACCAGAGCUUAAAGCUUCCUUGUGGCUUUUUUUGUGGAGAUUCACUGUCUACUCCAAGAAUGCAACCGUGGGGCAAGCUAUUCUGAACAUUCAGUACAAGAACGACUUAUCCCAGAUGCAGAAAUACCAGGCGUUGAGCAAACAACAGAAAUAUUGGUACCUUAUUUGCACCGUCGGUGGGAAAUGGCUGGAAGAAAGGUGUUAUGGUUUAUUUAGCAAUCGUCCAUUGGAGUCAUUCCGGAAGACAAAGUACUUUAUUAACAUGGUGUUUGGGCUCAUCAGGUUUUGUGAAUUGCUGAACUUCCUCGCUUUUCUUCAGAAGGGAAAGUUUGCUACACUCACUGAACGUAUUUUACAAAUCAGGUCAGUGUUCUGCCAGCCACAGAGUGUCCGUCAGAUUGGAUUUGAAUACACAAACAGGGAACUCUUGUGGCAUGGGUUUGCUGAAUUUCUUAUUUUUCUUUUACCACUUAUUAACAUGCAAAAGCUCAAACUCAAAGUCUCUUCUUGGUCACUACCUAUUUCAGGGGGUACCAGAAAUGAAAAUAAUUCAGCAACAUGUUGCAAGGAAUGUUCUCUGUGUGGAGAGUGGCCCACUCUGCCUCACACCAUUGGCUGUUCACAUGUUUUUUGUUACUAUUGUAUUAAAAGCAACUACUUAUUUGAUUUGUAUUUUACUUGUCCUAAAUGUGGCACUGAGGUGCAAGAUCUGCAGCCAUUAAAGUAUAAGUUAGAAAUGAAAGAGGUAGAUACACAUUAA
Podarcis lilfordi (Lilford's wall lizard) is the source of this 10271-nucleotide messenger RNA. Lineage: Eukaryota; Metazoa; Chordata; Lepidosauria; Squamata; Lacertidae. The record is from the annotation of a GenBank genome assembly.